AUGUCAUAUAAAUUACCAAAUUCAAUCCCUGAUUUUCCUACAUAUGGAUUGCUUCCCAAGGAGGAAACCGAAGCAGCAUCAUUUUUGAAAAAACAUCCUGAGUAUGAUGGUCGUGGUGUUACUAUUGCAAUAUUAGACACCGGUGUUGAUCCUGGUGCUGCUGGUUUACAGACUACUACUGAAGGGAAGCCAAAGAUUAUCGAUAUCAUUGAUUGUACCGGUUCCGGUGAUGUAACGACAAAGGUUGUUGUAAAACCUGUUAUCAAAGAUGAUGGAAAUGAGACUUUACACACAAUUCAAGGCUUAACUGGUCGUACUCUUAUAAUUGAUCCAAAUUGGAAUAACCCUUCAGAAGAAUAUCGUGUCGGUAUUAAAAGAUUAUAUGAGCUAUUUCCAAAAGAUUUGGCUAAUAGGCUUCGAAAGGAACGUAAACAAGAUUUU
Molecule: messenger RNA, 441 nt
Organism: Dentiscutata heterogama
Lineage: Eukaryota; Fungi; Glomeromycota; Glomeromycetes; Diversisporales; Gigasporaceae
Source: the annotation of a GenBank genome assembly